AUGAGGUCAUACAACUUGACAUUAGAUGCUAUGAACUUUAACAACAACUUCACAACAACCAUUAACCCUGAAAUGCAAAGUUCUAUUAUGCCAUAUGUGAAAGUAUGGACUCAUUCAGGAGGUCAAAAAACUCAAUAUACAAAUAGAGACCGUUCAAACUUUUGGCUUGGCAUUCCAUUUGCUGACUCAGAAGACUUUAUGGGUGGUAUUUCAACUGUUGGUACAGUUCAAAUACAAUAUACUGGUGACAGAGACGGUCCAGAUGAAUUGAAAGCAAAGAAGUUUACAAAACCAAUAGCACUUUUCACAGAAGAUGCUCUUUUGAAAAUUCGUUCGAUGAAACCUGCUGGGGCUCCUCAGAUUGGUAUAACGACAGUUUCCAUCGAGCAGAUUUUGGAGGCAGGUCAGUAA
Trichomonas vaginalis G3 is the source of this 411-nucleotide messenger RNA. RefSeq names its product protein of unknown function, DUF4106 family. Lineage: Eukaryota; Parabasalia; Trichomonadida; Trichomonadidae. The coding region runs from base 1 to 411 and encodes 136 amino acids. The record is from RefSeq and is a predicted model, not a curated record. The transcript has a single exon.